Molecule: messenger RNA, 1253 nt
Organism: Cyprinodon variegatus (sheepshead minnow)
Lineage: Eukaryota; Metazoa; Chordata; Actinopteri; Cyprinodontiformes; Cyprinodontidae
Gene: siglec9
Product: sialic acid binding Ig-like lectin 9
Exons: 7
Coding region: 17-1189 (390 amino acids)
Source: RefSeq, a predicted model, not a curated record
UGUGGGAACCUUUCUUAUGACAAAGAUGACAGGAAAGCUGCUUCUGUUUCUCACUGUCUGUCUACUUAAAGAUGCCAUUUGUAGCAAAUUUGAGGCCUCUUUGCAAUCGACUGUGGAGGUUUUGAGAGGAUGUUUUGUGACUAUUCCCUGCUCUUUUGAUUUUGAGGAUAACUAUAAAAAGGAUUUCACUGACAAAUGUGUAAGAAGCUGGGUUGACAAUAAUAACCUUGCACUUGUGAAUAAAACCAAAAUAAUAGGAAAGUUGCAAGAAAAAAACUGCACCACUGAGUUUAAGGUUAUGAAACCUGAAACCUCCAACAUUUACUACUUUAGACUGGAUUGCAAUAACGAUCUCAAGUACAGUUAUAAAAAAUCAGGCUUACAUUUCCAGGUCAAAGAACACUUUCCCCCGCCCACUUUGACUCCUUCUGUCCUGGAGGUCACUGAGGGAGAGUCAGUGAAUCUGACGUGCUCUGCUCCAAAUCUCUGUCCAUUUCAUCCUCCAACAUUGACAUGGAUCCCUAUAUUGGGUUCCAUUCAGGAGACACUGCGGGAAAACAAGAACAAAACUAUGUUUAAGAUUUCUGUCCUUAAUUUCACUGCUUCCCGCCAUCAUCAGAACAUCUCUUGCACGGCUGUCUACAAGGCACAAAAUGGAACCUCUGUCUCAACUGAGAAAAAAAUAACGGGAAAUAUUUUGUUUACACCAUUGCUCCUGCCUACAUCGAACUGUACUGAAACUGAAAGUCAGAUCAACUGUACCUGUGAAACUUUGAGUAAUAUUCCCAUGAUACAAUGGCUUUUGGAUGGAAAACCCAUCAAUCAAUCUAGCAAAGUUCCUAUUAUCACCGUCCCUCUGAAUAAGACAUAUCUGAGGAGCAUCGCCAUUUUGGACAAAACACAGAGCAAAAAUCGUUCCUCCUUGAUCUGUAUCAGCUUUAACCAUUUGGGAUUAGCUUCUAAAGAAUUUCUUGUUGAUCUCUUAAAAACUCAAGAUAAACAGCUGUUGAUUGUGUUUACUACUACAAUUGCCAUCCUACUUGUCAUAGUAUGUGUCUUGGUGUUAAUAAUCAGGUUUCAGAAGAUCCAACAUGCCCCUGAAAUCAACACAGUUGGAGCAAAAGAGGUAACGGACAUGCCAGAAGAUAUUUAUGUCAACACCACAGAGCUUUGGAACCAAUGGACAUAGACAAUAAUUUGUAUUUGUUCUAAAUUAAAUGCUGUUUUGUUGUCGAUCAAAGAAAGAAACCAAA